UAUGGACAGCAAAAUGAAAGCGCCCUUUGGCAAGUGGAAUAAGCGGCCUGUUGAGAACACAAAUUGUAUGAUUAAAUCUCUCAUAAAAUUCGUUGAAAUGAAAGAAGAGGGAAAAUCUAGCAAGAAGAUUUCUAAUAAAUAAGGACAAGUAUGUUUCAAGGAUGGCUGAAAUAGUGACAGGAAAGAGCUCAAAAUGCCCAAAUACAUUUACUAAUAUGCUUGAAAUAGUAUCUGAAUCAGCUAAAUAUCCUAGCCAAUUGCUAAAAAUUUAUAGCAAUCUGUCAGUUUUCGCAAAGGAAACAAUCAGUUUACUCUUAUUAAUCCUAAACGAAUUCAUGGGACUUGAAGCAGAUCCAAACCCUCUCUCAAUGUCUCUUGCUCCUAUGGGUGACGAUUUCAUCGAUGAAAUCCUAGCUAAACCGACUUACAAGAAAUUACUCGGGAUCUUUGCAAGGCAGCCAGAAACCAAUCAGUGCUUAUUGAGACAAGAAGUCCUCCAAAAGUUAGCAGAAGGAGUCACCAGUGAAGGUGAAGCAUGGAUGGAAAUCCUUGAACAAGUCUUCAUCUCAGAGCAGCAUCAAGAUGUCAUCAGCAGGUACAUUGGUGACAACUACGCAGAUGUAAUGGGACUCUUCAAAGGCAUUUUGAAACACGAAUCAAAAGGAAUCCAGGUGAGAGGACUGAUCCUCCUCAGUGAGUUGCUUAAUAGGUGAGGUAGCGUAAAGGAUUUCACAGAGAAGUACCUUGAAGACAGGGAAAAUCUUGAUCUAGUCAUAUGCUUGAUCACCGAUGAAAGUGCUGAUGUCAAAGAUUCCGCAUUUGAGCUAUUAAUAAUCUACCUAUACACUCCUAAAGACAUGAAGAGUGAUGAAGUCAAUGGUCUUAUAGAAGAGAAUUGAGAGAACUUAAUAACUAUCAUAGAGAAAGAUCUCGAAGUGGUCAAGGAAGAAAAACAGAUAAAACAAAGAAAGGAAGCCAUUGAAUGGCUCACCCAGAUUCAUCAAAAUAUGUAACAGCAGACGAAAACUAUUAAUAAAUUUCAGAAUAA
This is a messenger RNA of Moneuplotes crassus, 1048 nucleotides long. Lineage: Eukaryota; Ciliophora; Spirotrichea; Euplotida; Euplotidae. The record is from the annotation of a GenBank genome assembly.